Molecule: messenger RNA, 6674 nt
Organism: Parasteatoda tepidariorum (common house spider)
Lineage: Eukaryota; Metazoa; Arthropoda; Arachnida; Araneae; Theridiidae
Source: RefSeq, a predicted model, not a curated record
UCUCAUUGUUCUUAUUUAAUUUCAGGAAAAACUUUUGACAUUACCUAUGUUCGUCUAAAAUUUUACACAAGUCGUCCAGAAAGUUUUGGUAUUUAUAAAAGGACUAUACCAGAUGGUGAUUGGGUGCCGUAUCAGUUUUACAGUGCUACGUGUCAAAGUACUUAUGGGUUAAACGACACAUCAUAUGUUACAUACAGCGACGAAACUAGAGCCCUUUGCACGUCUGAAUUUAGUGAUAUUUCUCCUCUAACUGGUGGCAACGUUGCAUUCAGUACUUUGGAAGGUCGUCCAUCUGCUUAUAAUUUCGAAAACAGUCCAGUUUUACAGGAAUGGGUAACAGCAUCUGACAUCCGCAUUACUUUAGAUAGAGUCAAUUCUUUUGGUGAUGAAAUUUUCGGCGAUGAAAAAGUCUUGAAAUCAUAUUAUUAUGCAAUUUCCGAUUUUGCUGUUGGUGGAAGAUGUAAGUGCAAUGGACACGCAGGGGAAUGCAUUCGUGUUAACCAAAAUCCAGAUGCUCCUUGGGAGACUCAACUUGUGUGUCGUUGUGAACAUAAUACUGCCGGUCCUGAUUGUGAAAGAUGUUUACCAUUUUAUAAUGACCAACCUUGGUCUAGAGCUACUGCUACAGAUGCUCAUGAGUGUAAAGCAUGUAACUGCAAUGGUAGAUCUAAUUCUUGUUACUUUGAUGUUGAGUUGUGGCUGCAGACUGGACAUGGGGGUCACUGCUCUGAUUGUAGAGAUAACACUGAUGGAGUGAGCUGUGAAAGAUGCAAAGAAAACUUUUAUUUGAGGGAAGAUGAAAGAUGUGUUCCAUGCAAUUGUGAUCCCGUAGGAUCGAGAAGCUUGCAGUGCAAUAAUAAAGGACAAUGUUCAUGCAAACCAGGUGUUGAUGGUUUGCGUUGUACUAAAUGUGCUGCUAAUUUCUAUGAUUUUUCAGAUUUAGGUUGCAGAGCCUGUGGUUGCCAUGUUGCUGGAAGUAUCGAUAACACUCCUACCUGUGAUCACAUUACUGGUGUUUGCCGAUGCAAAGACUAUGUUGAAGGGCAACGUUGUGAUCAGUGCAAGCCUGGCUACUUUGAUCUUCAAGACAGCAAUGAGUUUGGUUGCUUACCCUGCUUCUGUUUUGGACAUUCCUCUGUGUGUAGAAGUGCUCCUGGUUAUUCUGCUUAUUCUGUUGAUAGUACUUUUGCGAGAGAUAAAGAAAGAUGGAAUGCUGUGGAUUAUGGUAGGAGAGAUAUUCCAUUUAAGUACAAUCCUUCUACUCAAAGCAUUGAAGUUAAUGCUAUAGGAAGAGAUCCUGUUUAUUUUCUUGCCCCUGACAGAUAUCUAGGGGAUCAACGUACUGCCUAUAAUCAGUUCUUAAGUUUUACUCUGAGAAUCGGAGAAGAAGGACCUCAAGCUACCCUCGAAGACAUAGUUUUGGAAGGUGCUGGCUUAUCAAUAUCUCUACCGAUUUUCGGUCAAGGCAAUCCACUUCCUGGGACCACCAAUCAAAAUUACAAAUUCAGGCUUCAUGAACAUUCAGCAUAUGGUUGGAAUCCAAGGCUUACAGCUCACGAUUUCAUCAGCAUUUUAUCCAAUUUAACUACUAUAAAAAUGAAAGCCACUUAUACUCCUGAAGGAACUGGAUACCUUGACAAUGUUCACCUGGAUUCUGCUCACCGAUCUCCUCUUGGUGUUGAGGCUACUUGGGUGGAAAUGUGUACCUGUCCUGAAGGUUAUGUUGGACAAUUUUGUGAAUCUUGUGGUCCAGGCUAUAGGCAUGAUCCACCCAAUGGUGGAAAAUUUGCUCGUUGUGUUCCAUGCAAUUGUAAUGGACAUGCUGAAUAUUGUGAUCCUGAAACUGGACGUUGCAUUUGCCAACACAACACUGCAGGGGACAAUUGUGAACAUUGUGCAUCUGGAUAUUAUGGCAAUGCUGUAUUGGGGACUUCAGAUGAUUGCCAACCUUGCCCUUGCCCUGGAAAUGGUGCUUGUGUCAUUUUACCCGAUAAUGAAGUUGCCUGUUUAGAAUGCCCAGAAGGAUAUGCUGGUCGCCGCUGCGAUCUUUGUAUUGAUGGAUAUUUUGGAGAACCUUCACGAGGAGAAUGCAGAAAAUGUGAAUGCAAUGAAAAUGUUGAUUUUAAUGCAAUAGGUAACUGUGAUAGGGUAACUGGUGAAUGUUUAAAAUGUGUCUAUAACACUGGAGGACGUCACUGUGAAUCAUGUUUGCCUGGAUUUUAUGGUAAUGCUCUAGCAUUGCCAAAAGGAGACUGCAAAGCUUGUAAUUGCAACCCUGUUGGAACUGUGUUGAAAGAACUUGAACUAAACAUAUUAGUCUGUAAUUAUGCAACUGGGCAAUGUCCCUGUAAAUCUCAUGUAGAAGGAAAGCAUUGCGACGUCUGUUCUGAAGGUUAUUGGAACUUAGCGAGUGGUAAUGGCUGUGAGCACUGUAACUGUGAUCCCAUAGGUUCCUUAGAUGGUAGCUGUGAUAUAUCCUCUGGUCAGUGUCAUUGCCGUCUGGGAGUUACUGGCCAAAAAUGUGAUCAGUGCAUGCCCCUUCAGUAUGGAUUUUCAAUUGAAGGGUGUAAAGAAUGUGAAUGUGAUCCAAUUGGUUCAACAUCACCCCAGUGUGACCCAGCUGGACAGUGUCCUUGUAAACCAAAUGUUGAAGGACGUAAAUGUGAGCGUUGCAAAGAAAAUACUCAUAACAAAGCUGCUGGAUGUGUUGACUGCCCUCCUUGCUACAAUCUUGUUAAAGAUGCUGCUGAUGCUCAUCGUGGAAAAUUGGCUGAACUUCAAGAAUUGCUGCAGGCAUUACGAGAUAAUCCUCAAUUGUUGAAUGAUGAAGAAUUUGUAAUGAAAUUGGCAAAAGUGCAAGAAAAAGUUAAUAAUUUAUUAGAAGAAGCUUUAGGCUCUACCGAGCUGGAUGGCCAGGUUGGAAAUAAACUGAAAGACCUUCGAAAUAGAUUGGAAGAUGUGAAUAAAACAGCUGGUGUGAUUGCUAAUAAGAUAAUCGAUGCCAAAGAAAUUGGAGGUUCUGGUGAAAGAAAUAUAUCGAUGGCUGAAGACAUCAUCAAAAGUGCACAUGAUGCUCUCAUCAGUGCCAGAAAAUACCUAGAAACUGAAGGAAUAUCCGCAUUAGAAAAAGCUAUUGAAAGAUCUGAAAAAUUUGGUCAGCAGUCUGAAAGAAUGUCUGAAAUUGCAAGAGAAGCCAGGCACCUUGCUGACGAGAGGAAUAAUUUUCUUGGUGAUGCUUCAGCAGGCCUGGAAAAAUGUGAGUGUGAUCCAAUUGGUUCAACAUCACCCCAGUGUGACCCAUCUGGACAGUGUCCUUGUAAACCAAAUGUUGAAGGACGUAAAUGUGAACGUUGUAAAGAAAAUACUCAUAACAAAGCUGCUGGAUGUGUUGACUGCCCACCUUGCUACAAUCUUGUUAAAGAUGCUGCUGAUGCUCAUCGUGGAAAACUGGCUGAACUUCAAGAAUUGCUGCAGGCAUUACGAGAUAAUCCCCAAUUGCUGAAUGAUGAAGAAUUUGUCAUGAAAUUGGCAAAAGUGCAAGAAAAAGUUAAUAAUUUAUUAGAAGAAGCUUUAGGCUCUACUGAGCUGGAUGGCCAGGUUGGAAAUAAACUGAAAGACCUUCGAAAUAGAUUGGAAGAUGUGAAUAAAACAGCUGGUGUGAUUGCUAAUAAGAUAAUCGAUGCCAAAGAAAUUGGAGGUUCUGGUGAAAGAAAUAUAUCGAUGGCUGAAGACAUCAUCAAAAGUGCACAUGAUGCUCUCAUCAGUGCCAGAAAAUACCUAGAAACUGAAGGAAUAUCCGCAUUAGAAAAAGCUAUUGAAAGAUCUGAAAAAUUUGGUCAGCAGUCUGAAAGAAUGUCUGAAAUUGCAAGAGAAGCCAGGCACCUUGCUGACGAGCAUGAAAAAGAAGCCGAAGAGAUUAUGAAAAAAUCCUUAGAUGCCAGGAAUAUUUCCAAAGAGGCCUAUGACAAAGUGAGACAUGCAUUAGAAACUCCUGGUGAAACAGCAGACAACAUCAAUCGGUUAGAAAGAAAGCUUAUAGAUGUGGACCAUAAAAUAGAAGAAGUGAAAAGAUUAGCCACAGCUGCUUAUGAUGAAGCUAAUAAAACAUAUGAGGCAGCACUUGAUUUGUUCACAAAAGCCAAUUCGAUUAACUUACCGGAUAUUGAUGUGGAUGAAAUGAAAGAGAAUGCUGCUGCUCUUAUCAAGCAGGCUAAAGAAUUACAAGAAAGGGCUGAUAAUCUUGCUAAAGAAAAUGAAGAACUUUUGGGAAAGAUAAAACAACAAGUUGAUGAUGCUGAAGAUUUACUUAAAGCUGGAGAAAAACAACAACAAAUAAUUGAUGAGAUGAUGGCUACUGUUGAUGCUGCUCUUGCUAAAGCUAAAGAUGCAGUUGAAUCUGGUGAAAAAACCUUAAAAGAUGCUAAGGAAACACUUGAAACAUUGAGAGGUUUUGAUCAGCUUAUACAAGAGAGCAAAGGUAGAGCUGAUGAAGCAAUGACUAGAAUUCCAGAAAUAGAAAGAAUUAUUACUGAAGCAGAAGAUAAAACUGCAUCAGCUGAAAGUGCUUUAAGUGGGGCUAAGAUGGUUGCCAUUGACUCCAGGGAUGAAGCUCAACGUGCGGAAGGCACGGCUAAGAAUGCAUCUGAUCAUGCUCAAGCUGUUUUGGAAAGUGCUGAAGAGACAAAGAAAGAAGCUGGAGAAUUAAGGGAUAAAGCUGAUGAUCUAGCUGAUGGGGUUCAGAAAACAGAUGAUACAUUGAAAGAAUNACCAGCUUUGGAACAAGCAAAUAGAGCCAAACAAAGUGCCACCGAUGCCUCUGUUAAAGUGAAAAAUGCCUUAGAUACCGUUGAUGAUAUUUUGCGGGCUCUAGAGGGUCUUGAUGACAUUGAUGAGUCUUUACUGGAUGAAUUAGAGAAUCGUUUAGAAGCAGCAGAGAAAGAGCACAAGGAAGCUAAUUUUGAGAGUCGCCUGCAAGAACUACGGCAGGAGAGAGAUUUGCAGCAUCAGUGGAUGAAGGUGUAUACAGAAGAAAUCGAAAAAGCAAAGAAAGACGUUGCAAAUAUUGCUGAUAUACGGAAUGCACUGCCCAAUAAGUGUUAUCGUCGGGUAAUUCUUGAGCCUGAAAAUUAAUUUUACAUAAGAGCUUGGUUGGACUUUUUAAAAUUAUGUUUUUUACACUGGGAAUAAUCAUUAAUUACAAUUUUUAGACUUUGAAAAAUAUAUUUAUAUUCGUUUUAUUGAUCAUGUAAAAUCUUCAAAACUGUAAAUGUUUAAGGUUAUUUAUAUGAGAUUUUAACUUUUCUAUCUAAAUUAUGAUGGGAAACAAGUUUUGGAUAUGAAAUGUUUUCUCUUUUAUAUAAAAUUUAUACAGAAAAAAAUGCAAAUACUAGAAUAGGGGUUGCACCUUUCAGUUUGGAAGAUAAAGUGAUUUUAUGAAUGGCUAAUAUGCUGCCUCUACCUUCCAACAAAAAAUUUGAAUAAAAUUAUAUAAGUAGUUUCAGAAAUGUUAUAACAGAUUUUUAAACUAAUUUUGAUAAACUAGUUCGAAAAUAGUUUUUUUUUUUGCUCCAAUAGUUUUUUUUUGCUAAUUUGAAAUUGCUCCAAUAUUACAGCAUUAAAAUUCUAAAUCGUUAAGCAUUGCAAGUCAAGGUUUCUUUGAUUUUUUUUUUUAAAGAAAAAUGUCCCUAACAAAAAUAUUUUCUGAAAAAUAGUUCAAAGAUUUAUCUAAAAAAUAAACUUAUAAAUAAAUUGUACUAGAAUGGAAAAAGGAAAUAGCUUUAUCACUAAGGAAAUUGAAACUCUGUUCUUAUUUAAGUUUAUCAAAGGAAUAAACAUUUUAAAUACAACUGCUUUUAAAUUCAAAACUAUUUUGCAUCUUGUUUAAGAAACAAUUAAGUUAUCAUCAAUUGAUGUAAAGACUCAAUUCAUGGUGUAUCUUGAAAGCUAAAUUUUUAUUUUCUGCAUCCAUCUUCCUGAAAUAGUUGUGCAAUCCUAUUCUAGUGAUUUCAUAGCAUUUAAUAUGCACAUGAGUUAAAAACUGAAUUAUUAAAAUUAUAAUAUUUUAUAAAAUGUUAGAAGAAGUCUUAUACUAGACAGUAAGUUAUUGAAUGAAUGAAUUAGUUAUUUAAAAAGUUGACAAAAAUUCUUGUUUGCAUGCAACAAAUUUUUGGUCUCAUUUUGCCAAUUGUUUUUUUAAUUUCGGCAUUCCUGUACAUUUUCAUAUUUUUUAUGCUUCUGACUUGUACGUUGAUUUUUCCUUAUUUUUAAAUUUUAUUUGUACGUAUCAAUAUUAUAUUUUUGAGAUUGUUUGUUUGGUGUUUUCGAAAGUAUCUCAAUUAUCAAAGCAACUUUGCAUGCGGGUAGAAUUUAUGUGUCAAAUUGUAUCAUUUGUAUGUUUCCAUACAUUAGUUUUUGAUAAAAAAAAGUUUAUUUCUUUUUUUUUUAUGAAUUAAAAUGUGUUGUGCCAAAUGGUGAAAUGAGUUAAAUUAAGGUUUCAAUCACAAAAAAAGUGUAUUCAUGUUUUGUACAAUUUCUUUUAAAUCUAGAAUCUCAUUGUCUAUUGUUUGAAAUACUUUUUUUGCAUGAUUAAUGCAUCAAAUUACUCAUUUAUUUUCAAAAAUACUGUUGACCAAAGAAUGACCAGUAUUACAUAUGAUAUCAAGAAGCAAUUUCUU